Glossina fuscipes is the source of this 3993-nucleotide messenger RNA. Its product is annotated as ankyrin repeat and sterile alpha motif domain-containing protein 1B. Gene Ontology annotation, cellular component: cytosol. The coding region runs from base 327 to 2945 and encodes 872 amino acids. The transcript has 11 exons. Lineage: Eukaryota; Metazoa; Arthropoda; Insecta; Diptera; Glossinidae. The record is from RefSeq and is a predicted model, not a curated record. Gene Ontology annotation, molecular function: protein binding.
AUCGCGCAAACGUGGAUAAAGAGAUAUUGAGAUACCAUCCAUAGUGGAAAAGGAAAAUACACAUGCGUAUGCUUUUUUUUUUUAUUUUACACAAUUCAGGUUCAUUGCUAUGCACGCAUAAACCCGUAAACGAUGAUAAUCAAUGUGGCGAUGUUGAAAAAACUGAAAUGACUAGAAUGAUAAAGACGAACAUCUAAGAAUUAAUAAUCAGGCAAUAAAUAUAGGCGAGAAGGGCAAAAGAACAGCUGAUUGAAGAAUGCGGAUGAUCCAAUUAAACAAAUGUUGACUUAUUAUAAAUACCUACGACAUAAGAAAAUAAAAAAAAGAUGGGCAAAAAAAGUCAAGACCUUUUAGAAGCAGCCAGAAAUGGUAAAAUAGCAGUAGUUAAUAAAAUACUCGAACAGUAUUCUAAAAAAAGCGGACCUCUAUCAAGCUUUAGACGUAGCCCGAGCAUAAACGGCCAAGAUAUAAAUGGUUAUACCCCGUUGCAUCAUGCCUGCUUAAAUGGACAUUACGAAAUUGUGCGUCUGCUUCUUAUUUAUGAUGCUGCAAUUGACGUAUCCGACAUUAGGGGAUCUACACCAUUGUACUUGGCAUCUUGGGCCGGUCAUUAUGAAAUAGUAAAACUGUUGCUUUCCCAUCCCGUAAGGCCGGCUAAUCCGAACGCUCAGACAUUAGAUAAUGAAACACCUUUACAUUGCGCUGCCCAACAUGGAUACUGCUCCAUAGUCGCUAUACUUUUAACAUAUGGGGCAGAUCCCACCGUACGCAAUAAUAGUUUUCAAACAGCUUUAGAUCUGGCAGCUCAAUUUGGACGUUUACAAGCAGUACAAACUCUUUUACGCACUCAUCCCGAAUUAAUAGAAUCACUUCGAUUUUAUGAUGAAAUGGAAAAUGGCCAUGCGACACCUUACACUAUAACGCCCACUAAACAUAUAUUUACUCAUACUUGUUUACAUUUGGCAGCACGUAAUGGCCACAAAAAAGUUGUAGAAGCAUUACUGGCGGCUGGUGUUAAUGUAAAUCUUUUAACUCAUAAUGGUACAGCAUUGCAUGAGGCAGCUUUAUGUGGUAAGAAGUCAGUUGUGUACACUUUAUUGAAAUCAGGUGUCGAUCCAACAGCGGUCGAUGGUCAAGGACGUAGCGCUUUGGACGUUCUGAAAGAUUACCCGCCUCAUGUCACUUACGAAAUCGCAUCAAUUAUAAAGGGAUUUUGUUUUGAUAGUCAACUAAUGGAUAGUAAAACGCAUUUCGUGCCGAUUAAAGAGGUCAGCGAAGAUGCUGUUUUUGAAAAUAAAGACUCAAAGGAAAAUACGAUACAUCUAACAAAUUCCCUGGAAUGUUCUAAAUCACGAGAUUAUUAUACGCCUAUGGAACCUACUAAAGGACGAUUAUCUUCUAAUAAUUUGCGAGUUAAUGAAGCAACUCUGUUGUAUAAACCUGUAUAUAAACCAAUUUUACUUAGUAAACGUUUAGGGGAAUUACAACACCAUUUACCCAAAUUAAAUUUGCAAUCUUCAUCAUCGAAAGAAGAUCGUUGUGUAGAUGAAUAUGUCGAAAUGACUUUACCGAAUUCAAAUGUCAAUUUAUUACCACAAUCCUUACAUAGCCCAAGAGAUAUCUUGCACAACUCAUCAGAGUACACAAGUUUUAAUGUAACAAGAGCACAUACAGAGCACGAUAUUUCUCUUAAUGUUAAUAGCCGUGAUAAAAAAAACUUUGACAGUAACAACAAUAAUUGGGUAGCGACACGUAUGGUUCCAGUUACACCGGAAAUACCACCACCUUCUGUUAGCGAAGCAGAGAAUACUAUUUUCGAAUUUGUAAAACCGCCUGACGAUCAUAUAAGAAGGAGAUCAUUUCAUUUGGAAGAUACAGAUCCGCACUCUCUUAAUGAUCUAAAAUCGUUUAUAUGGGAAGGCCAAAAAGAACCCAGAGAAGACCAAGCUGAGUCAUUGAGUAGUUCCCGGGUAUCGGAAUGUGUUGAAGAAUUUGUGAGUGAGGUACCAUUCGCAGGUUUAUUUAAAGGUUCAUCUUUAAACCUAGCCAGUAACUCUCAAUUAAACAGUUCCGUUGAGGAUUUGUCUGUUGGCCUACGAUCACCAAAGUUAGUGCGUGCGACGGUUAAAACCAAGCGCGUUCUUAAAGUAAAGGAAACAAACGAACAAAAAAACGUUAAUAACGAUUUAGAUUUUGAUGCUGUCAAGGCGUGGGAAGAAAUUCAAACAAUUUUCGAAUGUAUAGGUAACGAAGUGAAGAAAAACGAUAAAAAAUUGAUAACAACGUCACGAAAUGAUGAAGCGCAAGCAUUCUUGCAUAAAAAAACACUGAGUAUACGAAAACCAGCAGAAUUACUUUUAAAAUCGAAUAAUAGCAAACAAAAAGAAACAAAUUCUAAUUGGUGUCAUUCAAACAAUAUUCUAAUCUACGGCUCCUUGACAUAUAAGGUGUUUUAUUUGGGUUCUACGGUUAUUAGAGAACUACACGGAACAGCGUCAACUAGAAAGUCCAUACAAAGGCUUAAACGUGGAGAAACCCCAAUUCUUUCGGAUAACGAAGAAUCGUCUUUAAUAAAAGACAUUAACAGUUCAACGCGUAUACUAAAGGAGACUAAUCAGCAAACGCGACUAGAAGUGGGUAUAGCACUAUCCCAUACUGGCGUACGUUUUGUAGAUGUUCAAACACAGAAUACAAUUAGUGUACAUGAUAUUGAGAAUAUCAAUUGUGUUUGCCAGGAUCCGGAUGAUUUGCGUUAUUUUGCUUAUAUAACUUGGGAGGAUAAUAUACAUUAUUGUCAUGUCUUUAUGGUCGAUAAUGUGGAUCUAGCUACCGAAAUUAUUCUUACGUUGGGGCAAGCAUUUGAAGUUGCAUAUCAACUUUCUAUAAUGAAUCAGCAGCAGAGUAUAGCCUGUUCUAGUUAUAUUGACAUUGUGGAUAAUAUUUAAUUUAUUAUUAUUUACGCGUAAGUGAUAUUAUUCAUUUUUCAUAAAUCAUAUUUACAAUCAAUUAAUUUAAAGUUACUUAUUUUAAACUAGUCCUAUGUUGCCAUUUAAAUUCUAUUUCGUCUCCUAAUAACCUAAAGAGUAUUUUUUUGUUAUAUCGACAAACUGAAAAUGUACAAGUUUAAAUGCUUUCAUUUAUAAUAUAAUUAACGACAAACAUAUAUUUAAAUAUUGUAGAUGAAACCAGAAACAUUAAUUUAACAUAAUAAUAAUCUUCAAAAGUUAAUUGAAUUGGUUUUUAGAGAUUAAUAAGAGAUUAUUAAGAGAUUAAUUAUAUAGAUAGUAAAUAAACGAAAAUUGCUUCAGAAAUACUUUCACAGCUUAUUCUAGAGCAAACAAAGCAAUCCUCUUGUUUCUAAAUUGAAAUGCUAAAUAAAUAAAAUUCUAAAAAGUUACGCGACAAACUCUACACGAAUUCGAAAUGCGAAAACAUCAACUGGAAUGAAUCGGCGACAGAAAGUUCCCUCAUGCCCACAAUCAACCUCUCAUAAUAAAGAAUCUUGGAUCCAAAUGAUUGACAAAUGUACACAGCAGAAAGAAUCCCAAUUUCUUUCUUUACCUAUUUAAAAAAAAAUUCUAGUAAUAAAACAAUUUUUUUUUGGUUGUUUCGUUGCUUUGCAAGCAAGCAAAGUAAGCAUGUAUAUAUAUGUACUAUUCAAACGUAUUUAGCAUUUAGCAAUAGCUUUUUACAUAUCUUGUUUUCUCUGUUUUUUGUAUAUAAGUUUUGUACAAAACUUCUCUUUGUUUGCAACUGUCUUGUGUUUACAUUAUUAGAUGCUACUAUUGAUUUGUGUAAUAAGUCCAUCUCUGUUCUGCAUACAUGUUGUAUAUGCAAGUUCUAUUACAGCUUUUGUACAAAAGUUCUUUCCUUACACAUAUCUUGUUUAUGCAUUACUAAAUGCUGUAUAAUUCUUAAUUGAUUUGUAAAAAUAUAGAUGUAAGAGAAUGCAUUUCUAUUGUAAUAUUAAGAAAGGCUCGACUUUUUAGGAAU